Striga hermonthica is the source of this 1396-nucleotide messenger RNA. NCBI's taxonomy places the organism in Eukaryota, Viridiplantae, Streptophyta, Magnoliopsida, Lamiales, Orobanchaceae. The record is from the annotation of a GenBank genome assembly.
AGAUUUGUGUGCCUUAGUAAUCAGUCAGAAUGUUAUCACGUAUUCAAUAAUGUUAAACUUUCUCAAUGUUCAGAUACCGCCACGUAGGGAACCCGAUCAUCCGGCUCCUACUCAGGCUACUGUAGUCGCCCAGUUCCGCGACUAUCAUGCUGAAAAGUUCUCAGGGCAGGUAGAUCCUCGCAUUGUAGAUGAAUGGAUUCAGGGCUUGGAGUUUAUCUUUGAGGUCAUGGACUGCCCCGAUAGAUAUCGUGUAGUUUGCGCUCAGCUUCAGCUCACUGGUGAUGCUAGGCUCUGGUGGAAUGCCUACUGGAGCAUGCAUCCCGGUGAAAAAGCGGGUUGUACGUGGAACAUGCUCAAGGAGCUAGUCCGCGAAAAGUACUACCCCUCCUACUAUCGGGCAGAGAUGGAGCGUCAGUUCUUAGCGCUCCAGCAGGGAACUCGUACAGUUGAUGAGUACGAGCGAGAGUUCACUAGACUUGCAGCUUUCGUACCGGACCUGGUUCGCACGGAGGCCCAGAGAGCGCAGCGGUUCAUCGAUGGGCUUUACCCAGCGGUCCGUCACAACAUCUGCCAUAUGGGACAGGACAUCUGCUACUAUUGCCACGAGUCUGGACAUUUUGUGAAUCGCUGUCCGAAGAGACUCCAGCAGCAGCCUCAGCAGCCUCCGCAGCCACCGCAGCAGCAGCAGCCACGUCAGCAGGCACAGAGGCAGCCUCAGCAGAAGCAGCAGAGGGGCAGACAGCAGGCCCGAGUUUAUGCGGUCGAUCAGGCAGAGGCAGCACAGCAGCCAGGUACUAUGUCAGGGAUGGUUGUGCUUAAUGAUAUUCCUGUUUUUGCUUUGUUCGAUACUGGAGCAACGCAUUCAUUCAGAUCACGACGAUGUCUCGAUGCCAUCGGAGUUCACGCCGUUACCGCUGUCGAUCCUCUCGAGGUGAGUCUAGCCUCGGGACGAAAGAUAGUGACCUCAGCUAAAGCCUCAGAUCUUAGCCUUUCUAUCGGUGGUCGAGUAUUGUCUACCGACGCGUUUGUUCUCGAGAUGAGGGACUUCGACCUUAUUCUCAGAAUGGAUUGUCUAUCCUUCUAUCAUGCAGACAUCAGGUGUCAUGACCGGGAGAUUACUCUCUAUCUUCCGGAAGACGAGUCGAUCACUUUCUUUGGCUCAAGGAAUCGUUCACUGCCUCAUGUUGUUUCGAUGGCGAAAGCCACUAAGCUACUGCGACGAGAAAACUGCCAGGGUUAUCUGGUGAGCCUUGUCGAUGAUUCUCAGAAAGCGCGAUCACCUCAUGAUGUUCCAAUCGUUCGCGAGUUUGUGGACGUGUUCCCAGACGACCUUCCAAGAGGACCGCCUAACCGGCAGGUGGAGUUCUCUAUCGAUCUUAUUCCAGGGGCCGGUCCA